AUGAACUUCCUGUCCAUCCGACGGAGCACAAACAAGUCGGGUGCAGCGGGCGCAGGGACUUCGGACUCGGAGGACGACCGCGGCAGGGGUCGGGGCAGGUCGCUGUCUCCUUGGCGCAGGUCGAGCAAGUCGCGCAGCCGCUCGCGCGCGGGGACGAGGAGUCGCGAUGCAUCUGCGGAGGGUAUCCGUGGAGACGACAUGGACGGCGAGAGCGAGGGCGAGGGUGCACGACCGAUGCCGGUCGUUUCGCCGAGCAAUGCGUUUGUCGACGACGACACGAGCGACGAGGAGGGCAGCGAGAACGGCAGCGUCGGUUACGACGACGAGUUCAGCGAGGACGACGAGGAGAUCGAGUUCGACGAAGAGGUCGAGAAGAACACGGAGGCUAACGCAUCGGCCGACACGCCCUUCGAUUUCCUGACCCGCGAAGGAAACACGAUCUACUACCCCGGCGAAGGUCCCAACCUAAUCCCUCCAACCGACCCGAUGUCCUCCUCCCUGAUCUCCAACUCCCCUUCACUCUCCUCCUCAACCGCAACAAUCGGCGGCCUGCCCCGGGCUAACCCUCGAACCGGCCUCCUCCCACGCCGGAAAUCAACCAAGUCCGGCGCGCCGCAAAAGCUCGAACUCAAGACUGGCCGACCGACGUUCGAGAAGAACCGGUGUACGGUUACGCUUACGCAUGGAGAUCCGGAUAGGGCGCUUGUGGAGGCAGGGAGGAAGAGGAGGAGGUACCUUGUUGCGAGCGACUUGAGCGAGGAGAGUCUGUAUGCGAUCCAGUGGGCUAUCGGGACGGUCUUGCGUGAGGGUGACGAGUGCAUCCUCGUCUCGGUCAUGGAGACGGACUCGAAGCUCGACUCGGACGACACCUCUCGCCAAGCCAAGAUCGCCAACCAACGCGAACGACAAGCACCAGCCCUGCAACUCGCGCGCCAAGCAACCACUCUUCUCGAGCGGACGCGCCUCAACGUCCGCGUCAUCUGCCAGGCCAUCCAUGCCAAGGUCCCGCGACACAUGCUUGUCGAUAUGAUUGAUUACCUCGAGCCAACGCUGGUGCUGGUGGGAAGUCGGGGGUUGACGAAGCUGAAGGGCAUGCUUCUCGGAUCGACUUCGAACUACUUGGUGCAGAAGUCAAGUGCUCCCGUCAUGGUCGUCCGUCGCCCUCUCCGCGUCUCCCGCACCGUCCACCGCAAGAUCUCCUCCCUCGACCGCACCGCCCGCGUCGCGCUUGCCGACGCCGCUAUCGAAAAAGAGUCGCAUGCGCAGGCUGUCGACCAGCCCGAGAACGAGAAGGUCGAGGGGGAGGAUGUCAAGGAGAGGGUUGGGGAGAUGGAGGUGCAUGAGGCGGAGGGAGGGGGGUUGUCGAGGACUACGACGAGGGAGAGUGCGGUCUAG
This is a messenger RNA of Rhodotorula toruloides NP11, 1395 nucleotides long. RefSeq names its product Usp (universal stress protein) family protein. The transcript has 6 exons. The record is from RefSeq and is a predicted model, not a curated record. The coding region runs from base 1 to 1395 and encodes 464 amino acids. Lineage: Eukaryota; Fungi; Basidiomycota; Microbotryomycetes; Sporidiobolales; Sporidiobolaceae.